CAAUUUCUUUUCUAACACGUUGACGUCGGCCAAGGAAGAGAGUAAGCGAAGACCCCUUAAACGUUAAACCCUUUACUUUCCAACCACUGCAAAACCCUAACCUCCGGGGGUUCCAAAAUUUCCACGACGAGGCACCGCAAUGGACGAACCGAACGAAGCACAAGACAACAGAGAACUCUACGCGCUCUUGAAUUUGUCUCCAGAAGCUUCCGAUGAAGAAAUUCGCAGAGCGUAUCGUCAAUGGGCGCAAGCCUAUCAUCCCGAUAAAUACCAAGCUCCUCACAUGAAGGAUAUUGCUACGGAGAACUUUCAGCGAAUAUGCGAAGCGUAUGAGAUUCUUUCAGAUCCAAAUAAAAGGCAAAUAUAUGAUAUCUACGGCAUGGAGGGGUUGACCUCUGGUUUGGAACUUGGUCCAAAGCUUAAUGGAGCUGAAGAGAUCAAGGCAGAACUCGAGAGAUUGAAGAGGAUGAAGGAACGCGAGAAAAUGGCGGCGCAUUUUCAACCCUCCGGUACAAUUGUGGCCAAUAUGUCUUUGCCACGCUAUCUAGACGGAAAUGGCAUGCUCAGAGGAAUGGCUAUGACAAGUGAAAUCCAGUCUCAGUUAUCAAAGCGUAAUGCUGUUACGAUUGGUGGUAAUUUAGCAGUGAAUGGAGAGGAAGGCGGUGGAGCUGCUACUGCUGUAUUUAGGCAUCAUCUUUCAGAAGUUUCGUCAGUAGAGGUUGUGGCCUCAGCUGGUCUGCGUGCACUAAUUGGGGUGCAAACAACUCGUAAUCUAUCAUCACACUCAGCUGCAACAAUGGGCAUAGCAUUGUCUCUGAAAGACGGUUCAUUGAAUCUUUCAAAUUUAUGGACCCGCCAACUGUCAGAAACAGCAAGCGGACAUAUAGAGCUUGCUUUGGGGCCACAUUCAUCUGUAACUGUUGGGUGGCAAAAGAAAGAUCAGAGAAGGUCUGCCUCUGGAGAAGUGAAGUUUGGCACAGGUUCUUUUGAGACAUCAGUUCAUUAUACUCAUCGUUUUUCUCCUAAAUCUCUUGGCUGCAUUGUGGGAAGAGUUGGGAGUUCUUCCCUUGAGGUUGAAGUCGGUGGUGGGAGGAAGCUAUCCAAAUUCAGCUCGGUACGCUGGUUGUAUAUAAUAGGAAUUCAGGGUAUUUCCUGGAAAUUUGAGCUGUAUCGUGGGGGUCAGAAGUUAAUUAUUCCUAUUUUGCUGACAAGACAUCUGAACCCUGUGUUUGCUACUGGAGCAUUUGUUGUUCCUGCAUCUCUUUACUUUGUUCUAAAGAAACUUUUUAUUAAACCUUAUUACCUUAGAAGGAAUAAACAGAAGGCUCUGGAGGAGAAGGAGAAAACUUCUGCUCAGGUUAAGGAAGCACGAGCUACAGCAGAGAAAGCUCAGAAUUUACAACAAAAUGUGGCUAAUAGGAAAAGAAACAAGCAAUUAGAAACAGGUGGACUGGUUAUUAUGAGAGCACUAUAUGGAAAUCAGAGAAUUUUGAACAACUUAAAGUCAUCAAGUGAAACAAGUUUUGAAUUAACUUCAGAAGUCAUUGAUGUUACAAUACCUUUGAAUUUUCUAGUUAAUGAUUCUGGCCAACUCAAGCUUCAUGAAGGUGUAAAAAAAUCAGGCAUCAUGGGUUUCUGUGAUCCAUGUCCUGGAAGUCCUAAAGACUUGUAUGUAGAGUACGUCUAUGCUGGCAAUCAAUACAGGGUUUGGGCUGGUGAUUAUGAAGAAUUACAGAUCCCUCAGGGCAGCCACAGGAUAUAAAGGAUUAUUAUUAACACAUCAAUAUAUCAUUGUAACCUCUUGCAGUUUUGCCUGAUUUAUAUACGCUUGAGGUACUACUGCAUUUUAUCCUGUCAGAUGGAAUUAGAGGAGGUACCUUUUACGAUUUUUGGGCCAGUGGUACCGUCACUUAUUUUUUAAAUCUUUUAUUUUUCCCAUAAUUUAUUACACCCCGAAAAUGUAUGAAAUAAGGAUAUUUUAGGAGGCGGUUUUAGUAUUUUGUCAAGUUGCGUCUCUCUCUCUAAACUAUUAACUCUGCUGCUGGAUCCCAAUUUUGGUUAGUCAUACUCCUUUUAUUGUUGAUUCGUUGCCCGUUCACAUAAAUUCUUUCUCGAGACAACAGCCAACAGCUGUUGGAGGUUUGAUUUGAUGUUUGUAUUAUCAAGUUUUCAUUUGGGUUUGUACUUAAAAUAUGAUACACUAUUUAUGACAAUAACAUCGGUGAAUCAAAUUGAGCGCCGAAACAUGUUUAUGUUUA
Molecule: messenger RNA, 2258 nt
Organism: Glycine soja
Lineage: Eukaryota; Viridiplantae; Streptophyta; Magnoliopsida; Fabales; Fabaceae
Product: chaperone protein dnaJ 13-like
Exons: 13
Coding region: 140-1762 (540 amino acids)
Source: RefSeq, a predicted model, not a curated record